Messenger RNA from Alternaria arborescens, 1524 nucleotides. RefSeq lists its product as hypothetical. The record is from RefSeq and is a predicted model, not a curated record. Gene Ontology annotation, cellular component: nucleus. Gene Ontology annotation, molecular function: protein-arginine N-methyltransferase activity. The coding region runs from base 1 to 1524 and encodes 507 amino acids. Lineage: Eukaryota; Fungi; Ascomycota; Dothideomycetes; Pleosporales; Pleosporaceae. Gene Ontology annotation, biological process: peptidyl-arginine methylation. The transcript has 2 exons.
AUGUCGGACAUUUCAGACGACGACGCGAGCUCAGUCGGCAGCAUUGUCGAAGACGCAAGCGAGCCGGAUACGACUAGCUUCAAAGAUCUAUUCUCGGAUCGACAAUGGACUCGUGUGUCGGACAUGGUAGAGCACAACAAGGCUGAGAACGGGUUUGAUCUCAUUGCCACGAUCAAAGGGCUUGGACCAGACGCUGACGAACUCACCGUCAUCAAGUUGAUCAACUACCUCCGAGCGGAAGCUCAAAAAGGCACGGAGCCCAAAGCUAUCAAAGUAACCUUACAGGAGCUUGCGAGCGACAAAUACCUACAGCCAGUAUUAGAGGAUGAUGCCUUACUAUUUGAACUUGGGGAUCUCAUGCCGGAUGAUGACAGCAAGGCCAUCGACUACGAUGAAUACGAGGCGAAGAUGCACAAAGACAUGCAAGAAGACUUCUCCAAGAUCAAGUUGACCAACGACCGGGAUCAAGACUACUUCGAAUCGUACAAAGGCAACAGCAUUCACCGUGAGAUGAUCGAGGACCGGGUACGAACGGAGGGGUACCGUGACUUUAUCGAAAAGAACGCAGAGGUGUUCGCUGGAAAGACUGUACUAGAUGUGGGAUGUGGUACUGGCAUCCUCUCCCUCUUCUGCGCACGAGCAGGUGCCAAGAAAGUCUUCGCAGUCGACAACUCCGGCAUCGCAGUCCGUGCCAAAGAAAUCAUCGCAAAGAACGGAUACCAAGACCGUAUCGAACUCAUCCAGGGCCGUGCGGAAGACUUUAAUACGCAGCGCCUGAUCGGCAAGGAGAAAGUCGACAUCAUCAUCUCGGAAUGGAUGGGCUACGGCCUCCUUUUCGAGGGCAUGCUAGACUCUGUUCUGCGCGCACGAGACAUGUACCUCAAGCCAGAUGGCAUCAUGGUACCUUCGCACUGCAACAUCCGCCUUGCCCCAAUCUCAGACGCCGAUUGGAUAGCCGACAGCACGAGCGAAAAGUUCUGGAAAGACAUCUACGGCUUCGACUUCUCGCCUAUGGUCCCAGGCGGCCUACUCAACACACAUGAGAUCGGUGUCUUUGACGUCCCCGAGAAGGCCCUCUGCGGCAGCGCGACAAGCCAUCUACUCGAGAUGAAGACCGUGUCCGUGCAAGAUCUUAGCUUCAAGGUACCCCUUCGCAUGACGCUCGACCGCGACGUUGCAUCACUCGAAGCCAUAGCGAUAUGGUUUGACACCAUCUUCAUUCACCCUGGCAGCUCCCAGGAUGUCAAGACGCUGGAUAGUGUCGACUGGGGCAAGAAUGGUAUUCCCGGUCUGGGCUUUUCGACGGGACCGAACAAUACACCAACACAUUGGCAUCAGGCGGUCCUGCUGCUGGAUGAAGAGAUUGCGGAGAAGCAGGUGUACAAGAAGGGUACAGUGUUGGAGGGAAGCUUGACGUAUGCGAAGGAGAAAGGUGAUGAUCGGGGUAUCACGGUGACGGUGGAGUGGAAGGGGCAGGGAGAGCAGGGGGAUGUUGAAGGAAGGGUGCAGAGGACGAUGGCGUAA